GAAAAGGAGGGUGUUGAAGCUGUGUCUGUAGGGGCCAUUCUCUCCGAAUACCAGAGGAUCCGUGUGGAAAACGUAUGUUUGCGGCUAGGUUUGCAGCCUCUGGCUUACCUGUGGCGCCAAGACCAAGAGUCCCUGCUCUCUGAGAUGAUAUCAUCUGACCUCCAUGCUAUCCUCAUCAAAGUCGCCGCCUUCGGCCUGGAUCCAGAGAAGCACUUAGGAAAACCUCUGGCUGACAUGGAGCCCUAUCUGAAACAGCUCUCCCAGAUGUAUGGAGUUCAUAUUUGUGGAGAAGGAGGUGAAUAUGAAACCUUCACCCUUGAUUGCCCGCUCUUCCAAAGGAAGAUAGUUAUUGAUGCGGCAGAGACAGUGAUCCACUCAGCAGAUGCCUUCGCUCCAGUUGGCUACCUGCGCUUCACCGAGAUGCACACCGAGAGCAAAGACAAGGAUGUGGUGGCAAGAGCUUUGCCCCAUGGUAGUUGUCCUUGCCAGAACGCCAUUGACAAGAUGACUGAGGAGGUGGAAUAUGCUGAUCAAGCUGAAGACAACCAGCAAGAAUUUACAUCAAAUUGUGACCUUAGUUGUCAGCGGGGCCACGGUCUCCCUCCAUCCUGCUCACCAAGAAGUUCCAGAGGCUAUCAGUGGAUUUGUUGCAUUAACGGCCUUCAGAGCCAAGAACCCGGGAUCCAGGGCCAGACAUGGGCAGCUUUCACACAGCUGCAAAGUGAGUUGGACACCAGAUGCUGGAAGAUGAAGGACAUUAUCCUGCUUCACCUGUAUGUGAGCUGCAUGGAAGACUUUGUUCCACUCAACACGGUCUAUAAGAAACACUUUGGCAAAAACCCUCCAGCCAGGGUCUGUGUCCAGGCUCCUCUACCUGCUGGUCAGCUGCUGCAGAUGGACUGCCUGCUCCAUGACUGGAAAGAGCCCCUAGAGGAAGGCUGCUUCCACCAGAGGGAAGCCCUGCAUGUCCAGAGCCUUUCCCACUGGGCCCCAGCCAACAUCGGGCCCUACAGCCAGGCAAUCAGGGUAAGUCCCCAAGGUCCACAACAUGGAGAAGGUGUUGUUGCUGGUGGUGGCUAAUAGUGUUGACAGUUUAAUUUGGUGGUGGCCACAUAGUAAGUAUAUUGUUCUAUUAAUAGACUAAUAACAUUUUCAGCUAUCAAUUUCAGCAUUACUGUCAAAGGAUACACUUUGCAGGCAACCCUGUUGUUUAAAUUUGCGUCAUUAUUUUUGUUUAUUUAUUGUUUUCUGUUCAUCUUCUUCUGUUCAUUUAACCCCUGCUCUUCACAUAACUUGUUUGGCUACUGAUUGGAAAUGAUAUUGAAUCCCUUGAUCCUUGUCAGAGGGGCUAAGCCAAUAACAAGCAACAUUAUUUUCUUUUGUGUCACUGUUAGCAAUGCAAAGUAUCAUUUUAAGAAGGUACUGUAAGUAAGGUAUUAAUGGAGGAGUGCCAAGGAUUAAUUUGAUGAAUGAUGAAUCUUGCUGGUGAUUCUUAUGAUUCUUUGUUGUGCUUGAUUCUUACAAAGCAACUCAAGUGUCUCAGAUUACGUGCUGUACUUUGAGUGUCUGAGUCUCUGUUUGUGUAUAGAUGCAUUUGCGUAGGUGCAUGUGAUUGUUGAUUUGUGUGAUAGUUUGUUCCCAUUACUACUUUUAUGUAUACAUGUAAAUAUGUAUCCCUAUUAUAGUGGGCAGUGUGUAUCCAUUUUUGCACUUGUUUGUAAAGCUGCGAUUUGAACUUCUUUCAUAUUGUUUGAAACCCAGAAAGAAUGUCGAAUUCAAAGGCAGAGCAGAGGAAGUGUGGGCAGUGGUUGCACGGUUGGCUUGGUGUUUUGUUUAUCCACUGUGUAUUAUAUGGGAUUACACUUGUCAAGGUACUGUCAACAAGGAUAGUGUCCAUCUCCUCCACACUGUCCUUGAUCCUGCAGCCAAAUCCAUCUGUGAGUGAGAACAUGUGUGGAUUAGCCAUUCGUUUAGAGCUUGACGGCAUAUCUCACCAGUGUGUCACUGAGGCUCAGAUGAUCUUGUGCCGUUUGGAUUCCUGAGAUGUAACCUACAGCGUCAGGUUUGCUUUUAACAUGCUAGCAGUGUUUGAUUUCCUCAGUGGAGUCUUAUUGGGACAUGAAAUUGAAGUCAGCUGUGGGCAUGUGCUAUUGCCUCUGGAAAUGAGUCUAAUCUCUCAUUCCUCUAAUGAUCAUUCAUAUCCAAAGCAAUUUGAGAAAACACUGAGAUACACGCAGAGUUUGCUUGCUCAGAGCUGUGCACGGCACUACAUACGACCCCUGCGUCGUCUCUCAGUGUGUCUGCUCCUCCUCCACGCUACAAUGACUUAAUUUGAUCAAAAAUGUAUUAACAACUCUUCAGUACAGAUAGAGAUUUUUACAUAUUGAUACAAUUACCCCCUUGCUGUGAGCAAGCUUGCAGUGCCGCCCCUCCUCUCACCAGUACCACACUGACUCCAUCUUAAUGACAAUUUUCCUUGGUGUUGCCGUGUGACACCAGAGCGACAGGGCUCUGGCGACAACAGAGACAGAAAACCGCUGUCUGAGACUAAAUAACCUGGAGCUCUGCACAUUCACUGUCUCUGGAAAAGAAUUAGAAAUUAAAAGGAUCCAGCUAUAGAAGGGGAUUGGGGGGGGGGACCUUUAACUCGAAAUGAUUAAAGGAUGAAUUUGCAAUCUUAAUUAUGUCCAGACAAUGUAAUACAUUUUGUGCAGCAGAGGUGAUUUGUGAUGAGUUCUUCUGAAGGGGCAAUCAGUUUUGACUUAAUGGAAAAAAUAAAUAUCAAACGACAACAGCCUUUGAUUAAUGGUUCUGGUUUACUUUCUUGUUUGUUAAUCUGAUAAAUCUUGGUACCAUGUGAAUGUGCUGAAGUCGAUUGGGCUAUAAACUGACCAAUGUCCAGCUCUAUUGGGACCAGUGUAUUCUUUUGACAAACUGUCCAGUGGUUUGAGAGACAGCACAUGGCCACUGACAGAACAUGGACCCUUUGGCCCUGCAGGAUUUGACUACAGUCGGCCUCCACAGUGAAGGGUGGCACUGGUGGAGGUAGAGUGGAACGGCAUUAGGGAUUGGCAUGUGAUUGAUGCUGGACCUUCAAAAUCCAUCCAUCUAUUCAUCUAUCUGCCUGCCUUGUCAUGUCUCUCAGCUUCAGCUCUCGGGAACGGCAAGCUGUCUGAAUGUUGACUUGGCCUGGCAAGCUGACAGAUUCAGAUCUGACUUGAUUUAAAGAAUUAGUUAACCUUUAUGAUCUCAAAGCUGUGGACCACUUGGUGUACUGUAUGUUAAUGUGUGAUAUACCAGUAGUUUCUGUAAAAGAUGCAGGCUACAAAGACAAAAACGGUCAGUUCAUUUAUGCUGUGUUUCUACAUUGCUAAUGUACCUGAUUGACACGUGUUAUCAUCUGUGAGUGUGGUAGUACCAAAGAUCUUGCUAAUUGUUUUGUUUUGCUGUAUUUUCUUAUCAGAGAUUUAAUGCAAAUUUUGCUGUCAUUUGUAUACAUAAUUUGCAUAAUCUAAUUAAGAUAUAUGACAUUUCAACAUCAAUCAAUUCAUUAAAAACAAGAGAUGCUCUUAGACAUCCAGUUUCUGUUGCAAAAUAUCAAAACAAACUAUCUCAUUACAACCAAAGCCGAGUAAUGGCAUGCUUUUAAAAGAAAUAAAAGUUAUUACUGC
This is a messenger RNA of Micropterus salmoides (largemouth bass), 3671 nucleotides long. RefSeq names its product diphthine--ammonia ligase-like. Gene Ontology annotation, molecular function: diphthine-ammonia ligase activity. The annotation marks the transcript as partial. Lineage: Eukaryota; Metazoa; Chordata; Actinopteri; Centrarchiformes; Centrarchidae. Gene Ontology annotation, biological process: protein histidyl modification to diphthamide. The transcript is spliced from 9 exons. The record is from RefSeq and is a predicted model, not a curated record.